ACAAGAUGUCAUGGAGUGACCUGACUGUGACGCUGAAUAGUGAUGGCUCUCCAGUUUUCAAAUCCAGCAAGGGAUCAUUGUGGCCAAUUCAGGUGGCCUUGAAUGAGCUACCUGUUCCACAUCGCUGGAAAAAUAUUCUUGUUGGGGCAGUAUGGUUUGCCAAAGAGCAUCCACCGUGUCAUCUGUUUUUAAAAACAUUUGUUGACAAGUUCAAUGCAAUUGGCACACUGGUGUGGACUUUUGCUGGACGCACUGUGCGUUCCACAGUCAGUGCCCUAUGUUGCUGUGUUGACUCACCGGCACGGGCUGCUCUGCUAAAUGCAAAGCAGUACAAUGGAUACUAUGGCUGCUCAUGGUGCUUUCAGAAGGGGACACUCAUCGAUGGAACACUGAAGUAUAUCUUUGAAGGUCCAGAUGCGAUGGAAAGGUGCCACGACUCAGUCAUCAGUGCGAUGUCAAUUGCAGCCUCAAGGGGGUGCCCUGCGGACGGCAUAAAAGGCCCAUCUGCUGUUGCCAACCUACGGACAUUGGACUUGGUGUGGGGUUUUCCUCCGGACUAUUUACAUUGCAUCUUGGAAGGUGUUGUAUGUCAGUUAAUGGAACUGUGGCUCAGCUCCACUGGAAAGCCAUGGUAUAUUGGCAAUAGAAUUAGGAUUUUGAAUGACCGCAUGAUGAAAAUUCGUCCUCCUGGAUUUUUUACGAGAUUACCAAGGUCGCUUUCCGAAAGAUCAUUUUGGAAAGCAAGCGAAUUGAAAUAUUGGCUUUUGUAUUAUGGAGCACCUUGUCUGGAGAAUAUCUUGCCACAUAAAUACCUGCUCCACUUUUCUUUGCUUUCACACAGCACUUACUUGCUAUUGAAAGCAAGUAUAAAAGAAUGGGAAAUAUCACAUGCUGAUCUUUUGCUACAGCAGUUUGUUCAAGAAAUGCCAAAGCUCUAUGGUGACAACACCUUCACGUUUAAUGUGCACCAACUUGUCCACAUAGCAAAAUCAGUUCGAAUGACAGGACCACUUUGGGCCACUUCUACAUUUCCCUUUGAAGGGGGAAAUGGUGAUCUUCUAAAGCUUGUGUCUGCUGCCAAAGGUGUGCCUCAGCAAAUAGCAGAGAGAUGUAUCAUGCAGGAAAUGUUAAAAUCACUUAAGCGCAUUGUUUUCCUUCCACCUAUGUUGAAAAAAAAGCAACAAAUCAUUUCUGGAAAAAAAACUGUGAAUCAUUAUGCUUCAGCUGUCAUGGGUGCACCUUUGCCUGCAUCCAAUCUAGAAAGCAGUGUACAUAGUCUGUUAAAUGCGUUAGGUCCUGUGUCAACGAUUGGCGAAUACUUCAGGGCACAAAUUAGAGGAAUCAUUGUGCACAGUUCACACUAUAAAAGAGCAGAAAAGUCUUGUUCACAGUACAUUGAAACUUGUGAUGGAAGGCUUUGUAGAAUAGUGAAUGUGCUUUCUGUAGAUAGUUCCAUGGUGUUCGUAUGUCAGGAACUUAUGUUUACCGAGAGUCUUAUGCCCUUCCUCUAUGAAGUUGAACAUCCACCGCCUGAUGUUGGGUUGUGCUUGUUACAAGAAGAAAGCAUUUUUUCAUUAUGUGUCUAUGUAGAGCGAAAUGACAAGUCAUUCAUUGUAAAAAUUCCAAAUUUGUACGAAAGAGAUUAGGUUCUUUGUAGCAGAAACAAAGCAAGCAAGCUCUUGAAUUCCAUUUUAGUGAGAUGGGCUUAUCUUAAUACACUUUAUAGGGUUGCCAAUUAUAGUUUUUUUAGUUCAAUGUAAAAGAUACAAUUGGGAGCAAAAGUGUGGAGAGCACAAAUGCUGUUUAAAAAAUAUUUCCUUGACAGUCUAGCAAGGCAUGCACCUUGAAAUCAAGCAGCACAGCUUAUGUGUGUGUGUGUUCAAGCACUUUAAUUCCUUGCAACAGUUCAACGUAGCGUGGCUGUGCAGGAAAGUUUUCUUUAGUUUUGGCUGAAGCGAUGGUCUUUUGUACCCAUCUAUACCUUCCUGUGUGCUCAAUACUGCAUUGAUUAAGCAGAAAAGGCUGUGUAGCAUUUUUUAUAAAAACCUUUCUACUGUGGUCACAAUUGUUUUUAUGCUGUAAACAGGGAUAAGUCAGUCUGAUAGCAAUUCUAUGGUGGCGUGAGAGAGAUAAUGGACAUGUUUACUUUGUACCUCGUCUCCAGAGAUAAGCUGUAAACAAGUGUGGCCCCAACCAUAACAAAAUGUUUUCUUUAUCAAGGCAGUCAUGUAGUUCAUGCUUUGAGAACUUAUGUUUGCGAUCCCUAUGAUAAAAGGGAGCUUCUUUGUUUAAUGUUUAGCAUUU
This is a messenger RNA of Dermacentor silvarum, 2304 nucleotides long. RefSeq lists its product as uncharacterized. The record is from RefSeq and is a predicted model, not a curated record. The transcript is spliced from 2 exons. The coding region runs from base 6 to 1646 and encodes 546 amino acids. Lineage: Eukaryota; Metazoa; Arthropoda; Arachnida; Ixodida; Ixodidae.